AUGGCUGUGUUUUUCUGUGACUUGACGGAAAAGAUUACCUUGGAGAAGUUGGCCGUCCUUCUGCUUCUGAGUGCUGCCAUUGCACUGGGCCACGCAAACCUGACCCAGCUGCUUGGUUUAGAACCCUUACUGAAGACUGAGGUGGAACAGACUCCUCCUGUCGGGGCUCAGGUAGCAGCAGUACAGCAGGGGACAAAGGAAAUGUCAUGUCCCUCAGACUGGCACCCAUAUGGAUCACGCUGUUUCAGGUUUGUCAGCAUUCCGCAGUCAUGGUCAGAUUCUGAGCAAAACUGUUUGGCACUUGGUGGAAACCUAGCAUCCGUGAAUAACCUUUUAGAGUACCAGUUCAUGCAAGCACUAACAAAGAAUACCAAUGGCCACUUACCUGAUACCUGGAUUGGAGGUUUUGAUUCAGUCAAGGAGGGCUUAUGGAUGUGGUCAGAUGGGUCCAGAUUUGACUACACUAACUGGAACAUUGGUGAGCCCAAUAACGCUGGAGAAGGAGAGGACUGUCUGCAGAUGAACGCUGCAAGUGAGAAGUUCUGGUUCGACGUGCCCUGUGAGUGGAAGUUUAGAUCUCUCUGUUCCAGAAGAAUUUAGGCUAGGAAAUGACCCAGCCACUUCAACUCUCACCUCCAGGGGUCAACAGUCUACUUCACCUCUCACCUCCAGGGGUCAACAGUCUACUUCACCUCUCACCUCCAGGGGUCAACAGUCUACUUCAACUCUCACCUCCAGGGGUAAACAGUCUACUUCACCUCUC
This is a messenger RNA of Oncorhynchus nerka (sockeye salmon), 763 nucleotides long. RefSeq names its product ladderlectin-like. Lineage: Eukaryota; Metazoa; Chordata; Actinopteri; Salmoniformes; Salmonidae. The transcript has 3 exons. The coding region runs from base 1 to 600 and encodes 199 amino acids. The record is from RefSeq and is a predicted model, not a curated record. Gene Ontology annotation, molecular function: signaling receptor activity.